This is a messenger RNA of Rhincodon typus (whale shark), 3993 nucleotides long. RefSeq names its product galactosylgalactosylxylosylprotein 3-beta-glucuronosyltransferase 1-like. Gene Ontology annotation, molecular function: galactosylgalactosylxylosylprotein 3-beta-glucuronosyltransferase activity. Gene Ontology annotation, cellular component: Golgi membrane. The transcript has 7 exons. The coding region runs from base 300 to 1322 and encodes 340 amino acids. The record is from RefSeq and is a predicted model, not a curated record. Gene Ontology annotation, biological process: carbohydrate metabolic process; chondroitin sulfate proteoglycan biosynthetic process. Lineage: Eukaryota; Metazoa; Chordata; Chondrichthyes; Orectolobiformes; Rhincodontidae.
CAUUGCACAUCUUGCAACUGGGCACAACCUGAAGAAACUUCUUUCAAUUCGUUUUAUCUUCCUGCUGGUUGUGUCCCUACUGAAUGGUAAUUGAAACUCAUAUAUUGUGAGUUGCUUGCCUGGCUUUAUUCUUCUGAAAAAGAGGGAAUGCUGAUUUGAUGACAGAAAAGUGCAGCAGUCACACCGCAUCCUUCUUCAGCUGGGAGCUGCAGUAGAUGUUUUGGACCAUGGACAUCUCCAUUAGUUAAAGGUACGGAUGAAGAAAUGAGGCACUUUUCCUACAGUAAGUUCACAACAAUAUGCCAAGACGAAGAAACCUUCUCACUGCAAUCCUGAUUGCUUUACCCUGGACCAUAUUGCUGACCAUCUGGCACCAGAACUCAGGGGUUUUCUACCUUGCCAUUCAGAGAAAGGAGCCUGACAAUGGAACUAAAAGAAUACUCGCCAACAGCUCUCAAAGCAAAGAGGAACAAAGUGUCUGUGUGCACCAGGAAGCAAUACUUACUCAGCAGGUCAUCAAACUGGAAUACAUAUAUAGCAGACCCCCACAGUGGUCCCAGUCCUUACCAACCAUCUAUGUCAUAACACCGACCUAUACUAGACCGGUUCAGAAAGCAGAGCUGACCAGGCUAGCUAACACUUUCCUCCAUGUACAGAACUUACACUGGAUUGUUGUUGAGGACUCCCCUCGGAGGACCGGUUUAGUAGCACUGCUGCUGGAAAAGAGUGGAUUGAACUUCACGCACCUGAACAUACAAAGCCCAAAAAGUGUGAAGAUGGGCCUCAGUAAAUCAUCUCCUCGCACUCCAAGGGGCACUUUGCAAAGAAAUUUGGGUCUGCGCUGGUUGAGAGACAAAUUGAAUCCUAAUGAAUCAUCAGAGGGCGUGGUUUACUUUGCUGAUGAUGACAACACUUACAGUUUGGAACUCUUUGAGGAGAUGCGAUUCACAAAAAUGGUUUCAGUGUGGCCUGUAGCUUUCGUUGGUGGACUGCUCUACGAGUCUCCCAAAGUGAACACUGCAGGAAAAGUCGUCGGUUGGAAAACUGUUUUUGACCCAAAUAGACCAUUUGCUAUCGAUAUGGCAGGGUUUGCAAUCAACGUUAAGUUGAUACUCAUGAAACCUUCAGCCAACUUUCAGCUCUACGGAGUAAAGGGAGGAUACCAGGAAACCAGCUUGUUGCGGGAACUCGUAACUUUAAAAGAGCUGGAACCUAAAGCUUCAAAUUGCACUAAAAUCCUUGUGUGGCACACACGGACCGAAAAACCAGUUCUAAUAAAUGAAGGAAAGAACGGGUUCACUGAUCCAAGAGUGGAGGUGUGAACUGCGCUGAGGUGGGAGGCAUUUUCUGUAUCUUGUGAAGAUUCUCUUCCAAUUUUAUGACACCGUAAUGAAGUCUCAAGUCACGCUAAUAAUCUCUAGGUUUUUUUAUGUUAACGUGACCUAUUAAGUUACUCUGCAUUUUGUUUUAAAUUAUUAAAUAUAGUGUGUAGAUAAUUAUGUUCAGCCUUCUCCACGGUUGACAUUUUCCUCAAAAUUGAACAUAAGGCAUCGGUUUAACAAGUUUUCCCAAGGAUUGAAAUUCAGCUUCUACACUGCUGGACCGAGUGCUUUGAAUCUUAUCCUACCAUGAGAGGAGCAGGGAAUGCAACAUUUUUGCUGUUGUAAUUUGAUUAAGCAUAAUGCACAAUCAGUUAUUGAAUGAUCUAUUACCAUUCAGAAUGCUGUUCAUUGCUGUCCUGCGAGAUUAUAUCAUUUGGGCUGAAAGAGCUCACUCAGCACUUCACCACAUGUUGACAUCAAACGCAAUUAAAUCCACAGUUCACUUGAAAGUAAAGCAACCAUCAAAGUCACCUUCAGCCAAAUAAUGUCCAGCUGUUCAGCUAAUUAGUACAGAAUUACUGCACAAUUGUGUCAAAAAGGACGGAGCUGCUUUCAAUGGAUUGAGUCAUCGACUGCUAUCAGUCAGGGUUUCAAAUGUCUUUGAUAUACUGCCUGUCAAAGUGGAACAUUAUGUCAACAUGGAGACAUAAAUUUUAAUGUACUGAUUUUAAUGAGCUUUUACAUGAACUACUGAUAAAUAUUAUUUUCUCCAUGUUAAUCUCAAUAUGUAUUGAACAAAAGACGCUGAAAUUUCAGAGGGAGACUCAGAAAUGGAUUUGAUAGCAAACUCAUCAAUGUGACAAGACAGUAGGAUUUUUUAGUCUUAGCAAAUUAUGCAAUACACUGUCCAGACCAUAUUUUGAGUAUUAUGUUCAAUUUUGCACCAAAUAAUUAGAUGAGUUAGAAAGAGAGCAGAGAAGAUUAGUAAUGCCAGUCCUGAGUAUAAAGAAAUAUUUGACAGCCUUAGAUUCUUUGGUCUAGAGAUAAGGAUAAAGGAUACAUCUUAGAGAGGUACAUGAGAUAGUAAGUAGCUUGGCUAGAGUAAAAUCGUUAUUAUCUUAAAUUAAGCUAGAGAAAUAAAAGUGAAGAAGGUACAUUUAAAUUACUGUGGAAUUGUUUUAUACCAAGGUGGCUUUACUCAAAGCAAAAUAAAUCGUUGGAAUAGUGCCUCAAACUAGACAUUGGAAACUUCCAAAAGAGAGCCAGAUUUUUUCAUAUUCAUGUGAAGGGAUCAAAAAAAGUCUUCAAAUGUAUAAAUUGCAUUUUCUCAUUCUUAAAUUUAUUCUUAGAUAAUUUAAUUUAAAUUCUGGUGCAAAGGCACUGAAUUGUCAGCCACCAUAAGAAAUUAAUUUUGCCUGAAGUUCACUUGUGGCCUACUCAUUUUGCUUGAUAUUAUUUGUUCAUGAGAUGUGGGCAUCACUGGCUGGGUCAGAAUUUACUGCCCAUUCCUAAUUGCCCUGGAGAAAGUGGUGGUGGUAAGCUGUCUUCUUGAAUCACUGCUGCCUUUGGAGUAUAGAGAUAACCACAGUGUAAAUAAGAAGGGAAUUCCAGGAUUUGGACCCUUUUUGAAUGAACAGUGACACAUAUACCAAGUCAGCGUUGUGAGGGGCUUGGAGGGGAACUUGUGGCUGUUGAUGUAACCAUGCAUCUGCUGCCCUUAUGUACUAUGUGAGAAAAAUCACAGGCUGGUUUGCAAAUAAAGCCAGAUAACUCAACACUCUCAUGUAGACACUAAAUUCACCUCCAAUUUCAACAAAGCUGCUCAGAAAAAGAUAAUCCUUUACAAGGCAGAUAGUUCUCCAUGUUUGUACAAUAAAAUAAGGUGACACGGAGAAAUAAGGAGAACUGGGAAGGGAUAGUCAUACUAAAAUUUUAAUGGAAAAAUGUCUUCACAAAUAAGUGUUUGUUGCACAAAAGAAAAACUUUUCCCAGUUUCGACGAAAUGUUUCUUCCCACAACUACCCACUUGCUGAGUAUCACCAGUGUUUUCUAAACUAGAAUCAAAUCAGAUACAGAAAGAGAAAUAAGGAGAAAGAGAGGAUGAUAGGGUUAAAAGAAAAAGAAAGACCAGGAAGUAACAAUUUAAACCUUAAAAAUGUCUUAGAAUUUACUACCUGUAGGAACGGGGCUCCAAAGUUUGAUUCCUUCUGGAAAAUAAAUCUCAGUAAAAAUUUUCUGAAACUGUUAAGUACCAGCCUUAACUUUCUGGACUGAGUUUAUUAUCAAAUUCUUGAAACCAUGGGAUAAUUGAGAAUGAACAGUCAUUCGCUCGAGGAUAACAGCUGUGGUGCAGAUUGUAAACGAUAGUGAUUCACAGUGCAUGGUGUAUCGCAUCCUUAGCACAAGUUGUGGGAUUUACACAUUAAUAACAGCAAGCACAAUUAAACUCAUUGCUAUUUUGGUAGCUAAUUCUUGCCAUUAUUCUGAAUUUAAAAUGCAAGGUAUCACACUUAAUGAAAGCUUUAGCAUUAAUGUUUUUCUGUUGUGCUGCGAAUGUGCUGAAAUUACACAAGCAUUGACGAUUGGCAUUUAGUGCAAGUGUCAGACAUUUACCAGCAAUUAACUUGCAGCAAGUAUGUUUCGUUAUAACAUGGCAUACAUUUUCUCAUAA